GAAGUGCUGAGGGCCCGUCCUCUGCCAUUUGAUCACAAGGCUGGCCAUCAACUGCUACCAAAGAUACUCCCCUGGGGUUACCAUCUCAGUUAUCUAAGCUAGUUGAAAGGAGAUCUCAAAGUCAUUAUCCAUAAUGGAAGAUGAUUCCACCUUCAUGGAUGUCAUUGAGGAGGAAUUUAAUAAUAAAGCAGUGCACGGUAAUCCAGAGAGGCAUGUUGAUGAAAUAGAUUGUAUGGAGGCCAAAAGGAAGCGAUGUUAAGCAGGAAUGGUUUCUCUCACAAUUGCGACGACUUUUCCAUUCCUCUGCAUUCGCCAUGCAAAAUUUCCAAUUCCCCAGGCACUCCAGUUUUGUUCUCUCGGAGAAAAGGUGGGAGAAGGCUGAACGUUGUAAUGUCUUUGGAUUCUGAAGAUGAUGGUAAUGAGACAGGGAAACUCAAGGAGAAGCAUAAUCAAGGCUUAGAUUUGCACUUUGGUGACAAGUGCAAAUCAAUUGAUAUAUCAUAUGUGCCAGAAUCAACAGUUGUACCUGAGGCGGAAGUUGGCGAUGGAACAGAGAUGUUAUCUAUGACAGUGUUUGCUGAUCAAGAUGCUGCUAGUUUUGAAGAAGUUUCGAUGAACCUUGAGUUAAAACAAAAUCCAUUUUCAGUUGAAGCUGACAAUCUUGAAAAAUCUGUACCCAUCUUCAGCACAUAUUCAGAUAUCUUAACCUCUGAUGUAAUAGUAGCAACAUCAUGUGAAGAGGAUUUGGAAGAUUCAUUGAAUGAACAUGAAGAGGAUGUUACAAGAGAAUAUCAAUCAAUGGACGAGUAUAGUCGCAUGGAUUUCAAGAAAAUACCCAAGCCCUCAGUAAAACGUAGGUCCAGUGUGGUGACUUCUUCAGUGGAGGAGUCAUGGGAUAGAAUUCAUAACCGCCAAAUAGAGUUAACUCAUUGCAUUGCCUCAGAGCAUACAGAUGCUCAUCAAAUUACGAAACUUGCUGAUCGUAUGACCAAUAUAAUUUCAGAAGCGGAUCUUCUGCUUUCCAAAUGCCUAUCACUUGAUUUAUUAGAAAUGUCGAGUAUAAUCCUUCCUGAGACCUCAGAUGCUUUCAGCUGGUGUGAUGAGCAGUCGCAAAUGACAUCGACAAUUUUGCAACAUGGAUUUUGUUAUCAUGUUAAACAAAAUGCCGCUGUAGCGAUGACCAUGGUCUCUGAGAGCAGGGAAAAUAUUGCAUUGGAGGCGCCUCCCACAACAAAUACCUUAGAUAACUUAAUCCAACAGCCAACUGAAACUGAAAGGAUUACAGAGGAUGGCCUGCGAGAAAUUGAUGAGUUAAACAGUAACAAGAAGUCAUGUUUCCUUGAUAUCAUUCAGUCAAUAGUUCCUUCAAGGUUUUAUCUUGCCUUGAAACACGAGGCCUUCCAUGAUUAUCUUUCUUCUUUGGGCCACAUUCCAAGAUCAGAAGUUUAUCAUCUAUCGGAAAGCAAUGCCAAGACAAAAAGACGAAGGACCCGAGGUGCUCGACAUUAUCUGAGUACUGGUGCACUUAUGCUUUCUGCAGAAGAAAUCUCGCUGCUUGGCGAAUAUAAAUUCUGUGGGAAGAUUUCAGCCCAGUUCACAGAUACUGAUAUCAGAUAAAGCUGUAGGCCGCCCUUUAAUUAAAGAUAGAGAAGACUAACAGGGAAUUGCUAUAGAGGAACCGCUUCAAAUCUCAAACCAAACACAAAGCUUCCAUGGUGGUUGCUUCAUUUGUUCAGAGACUCAUUGCAAUGCUUACAUGCAAAAAGAUGGUGUCAUGGAUUCAAAGCUGGGUUUCCUUGGUAUCAAGCUAAUAUUAUUGAUGGUUGCUUCAAUUGUUUCUCUCAAUACCAUUGGCGCGCAAGCAAUUCCUUUAAUGAUCGACUAGGUUCCUUUUUCCUUGACCUAAUUCUUGAAGUGCUUCUAACCCCAUUGCCUCAUUGUAAAGCUCAUAGCAGUUUUUGGUAUGUAUAUGGUAUAGGAAUCCAGAUCGUAUUCUUUAAGUUGUAUAUAUUGUAACUAAAUGGCUUUACUGGCUGUUCAAUAAGCUUCACUUUAGCCGGAUAGUAGUUGAAAUCUCUUCAUGUUGUAAAGAGUUAAUAGAAAUCCUAAAUCUGCUUUCCUUGU
This is a messenger RNA of Tripterygium wilfordii, 2124 nucleotides long. RefSeq lists its product as uncharacterized. The transcript is spliced from 4 exons. Gene Ontology annotation, molecular function: chromatin binding. Gene Ontology annotation, biological process: mitotic DNA replication checkpoint signaling; DNA damage checkpoint signaling; DNA repair. NCBI's taxonomy places the organism in Eukaryota, Viridiplantae, Streptophyta, Magnoliopsida, Celastrales, Celastraceae. The record is from RefSeq and is a predicted model, not a curated record. Bases 253 to 1617 code for a protein of 454 amino acids.